AUUACAAACUCCGACUCAGUAGGGGGCGGUAAUGUGCACAUUUGCUGCUCGCAACAACCCAAGAAGAAGUAGAAAACAUGGCGGCCUCCCUGUCCAACCUGACCCGGUUCGUGUUCCGCCUGUCCUCUACAGUUUGUUCUCCCUUACGGCAGGUCCAGAGGCUCCCUGUUCGUCGUUUGGGUCCAGGUCGGUGUUUGUGCGUAGCAGCCUCAUUAAAGGAGGAGCAGGCAGUUCGGGCUCUGGAGGCCCGCCACCGCUACAAGGAAAAACCCUGGGAAUAUCUGGAAAGUGAAGAGUACUUGGAGCGGUAUGGAAAUGGGCCGGUGUGGGCCGGGUACCGGAGGAACCACAAAGGAGGCAUUCCACCCCAAAAGACUCGCCGGACCUGCAUUAGAGGAGAUAAGGUCUGCGGGAACCCCUGUCCGGUGUGCCGGGAUUCGAACCUCAUUGUCCAUCCACAGAACGUGAAGCUGCUGCAGCAGUUCAUGAGCCCUCACACGGGGGCGGUGUAUGACCCCACCAGGACGGGUGUGUGCAUGAAGCAGCAGAAGAAGCUGAACGAGGCCAUCAACACAGCUCAGGACCAAGGAACGCUGCCUUUCCAGAUCCCACAUGUGGAGUUCUCAGGAGAUGAUUACUCAAACUCCCAUGAUGCAGUUGGCUUCACACCACCCCCACCCUGUCUGAACUCUGGUGAAACUUGGUACAAGUGGUAUGGCGAGAUGACACCUGACGCCGGCGAAGUGGCUAAAGUCAGGAAACUGUACAAAGCAUACCUGAAGAGCUGAGAAGCUCCGCCUUCAUGUUACACACAAAAUACAAUAAAGAUUGUGGUCAAAGCGUUUA
Molecule: messenger RNA, 846 nt
Organism: Oryzias latipes (Japanese medaka)
Lineage: Eukaryota; Metazoa; Chordata; Actinopteri; Beloniformes; Adrianichthyidae
Gene: mrps18b
Product: mitochondrial ribosomal protein S18B
Biological process (GO): mitochondrial translation
Cellular component (GO): ribosome; mitochondrion
Molecular function (GO): structural constituent of ribosome
Source: RefSeq, a predicted model, not a curated record